AUGGUCACAUUCGUGGUGACUGUGACACAGAAUGAUCGUGCUGUGUGUGCUCUCUGCUGCGAGGAUGUCGUGUGCCGCACAUCGAGUGUUAAAAGACACUUUGAAACAAAACACGAGAAGACUUUCAAGGACUGUUCAGACAAGGCUGAGGCGAUUAAUAAAGCAGUAUCCCGUUACGCGAAUCAAAUCAGUGUUUUUAAGAAACCGAGUGCCAGCAAAAUCAAUGUAACUGAGGCCAGCUACAAACUCGCUUUGUGUAUUGCUAAGAAUGGUAAACCUUUUACUGAUGGAGAUCUUAUAAAAGCAGCUUUCCUAGAGUGCUCUGAGGUGUUAUUUGAUGGUUUAUCAAACAAGCACAUGAUCAUCUCAAGGAUAAAAGACCUACCUGUUUCAGCAAGGACCGUGGAAAGACGUAUUUCUGAAAUGGCUGCUAAUGUAAGUGAGCAGCAAACUGUUGCCAUAACAACUACACCCGUGUUCAGUGUGGCUCUGGGUGAAAGCGUGGAUGUCAGUGGCAUUCCCCGCUUGGCUGUUUUUGCCAGGUAUAGUGACGCAGAAAUACACGAGGAGCUGUGUUAUCUUAAACCUGUGUAUGGCACUACCAAGGGAGAGGACAUACUGAAGACAUUCAUUGACCAUUUUGAGGACAGAGGGGUUGACAUAAGAAAGAUUUUUGCUGUUACAACGGAUGGUGCCCAUGUUAUGAUAGGAAAAAACAAGGGUUUUACCAAGAUGAUUGAGGAUAAAAUCGGGCAUCCCAUUCUUAAACUGCACUGCAUAAUUCACCAAGAAAGUGUAUGGGACAAGAUCUCGAGCUCUGAUCUCAACAAGGUGAUGGCUACUGUUGCAAAAGUAGUGAAUUUUCUUGUUGUUCACUCUCCUCUUACGCACAGGCAACUUCAAGCUUUCCUUCAAGAGGUGGACAGUGUUUAUAGAGAUAUACCUUUGCACAGCAGAGUCAAGUGGUUAAGCUGUGGGAAGGUAUUGGCAAGAUUUGUGGAAUGUUUUGAUGAAAUCAAGAUUUUCUUAUCGGAAAAAGGCCAAGACUAUCCUGAGCUGGAGGACAGAGAUUGGACAGUGAAACUUAUGUUCCUCUCAGAUAUCACCAAACAUCUACAUGACUUCAGUCUUCUAUUGCAAGAUGCAGGGAAAACAGUGAUACAUUUGUACGAUACUUGGAAGGCUUUUGUCGCAAAGCUUGCAGUUUACUCCUCAGAUAUUAAAACCGGUUCCUUCCGUUACUUCAAGAACUUGAAGAACUUCUCUGCAGUUCAUCCUGUCAACACUACUGAUCUUCAGCUGUACAUGCAAGAAUUAAAUUCUGAAUUUACAUUCAGAUUUCAAGAGUUCCAACACAUCGGCCCUUGGGCCUCAUCAUUGUGGUCAGCUAAAUUUAAAGAUCUUCGAGAAAUACUGGAAACUAAUGCGAACGACCAUGCUGCGUCCAUAUUAAGUUGCUGGACAUCACUGCCUGAUAAAUUCAAUUGCAUGAAGAGAGUAGCUUUUGCUUUGCUAUCAGCAUUUGGAUCUACAUAUCAAUGUGAACAGAUCCUGUCUCACACGAAGCACAUCCCUAACCCCCAUCGCAGGAAGCUUACAACGGAUCACUAUGAAGGUUGUGUGAAGCUCAAGAUGUCCAGAUAUUCACCCGAUAUUUCAACUUUGGCCGAAGAGAAGCAAGGGCUAUAUACUGUUGAACAAAUAACACCUGACAUGCAAGGUAGUAAAACAAUGACAUUAAUUAUAAACUGGCACACUAUGUUCAAAAGGUCACCAACCCCAUGUGCAGAUAUUAGUACUAAUCGAAAUGAAGCUUUUGUUUACCGUGACUCAGCAUUCUGCAGCAUAAUGUCCUUCCUGGAUGAAUACGGAGCUGUGUACUACCAGUCCUUCAAAAGCACUUUGGGGCCUUACGUGCUGUCAGUUUAUCAGAAGCCCAAGAAAUCUAACUUCGUGGCAUAUACCUUACAGAAAAGGUUUAACUAG
This is a messenger RNA of Penaeus monodon (black tiger shrimp), 1986 nucleotides long. RefSeq names its product protein ZBED8-like. The coding region runs from base 1 to 1986 and encodes 661 amino acids. Lineage: Eukaryota; Metazoa; Arthropoda; Malacostraca; Decapoda; Penaeidae. The record is from RefSeq and is a predicted model, not a curated record. The transcript is spliced from 6 exons.